Molecule: messenger RNA, 2210 nt
Organism: Amblyraja radiata (thorny skate)
Lineage: Eukaryota; Metazoa; Chordata; Chondrichthyes; Rajiformes; Rajidae
Gene: ogfod1
Product: 2-oxoglutarate and iron-dependent oxygenase domain containing 1
Exons: 13
Coding region: 125-1765 (546 amino acids)
Biological process (GO): peptidyl-proline hydroxylation; regulation of translational termination
Cellular component (GO): cytoplasm
Molecular function (GO): iron ion binding; peptidyl-proline dioxygenase activity; L-ascorbic acid binding
Source: RefSeq, a predicted model, not a curated record
CAGCGGCGCUGUUUCGGGAAUCAUCUGACUUUGCGGCACGGCAGGUUCUGCCGGGUAGUGUAGUUUCCAUUGAAGAAUAACAGCCUGGAGUUAUUAAGGUUGAAAAAGGUGCAGCUGAACUGUGAUGAGCUCGAAGAGGCUUCGGACUGAGUCGGGAAAUGGUCGCGGAAGGAAAAGACAGCUGAAGAGGGAGAUUGCGGAACUCAACCCGCUGUUGCUGGAAGCGAAGGAGCGAGUGAGCGAGGCCUGGAGCAGAGGGUUAGAGUACUCGCAUGAACUGGGUCUGCAGGUCAGCACUCAGCCAUUCACACACUGUGUGAUACCAGACUUUAUACAAAGUCAGUCAUUCUUGACAGGACUUCAAAAUGACCUUCUGCAACUAAACUUUCAUGAAAAAUCCAAUGAUCUUUAUAAAUUUAAGCAGUCAGAUGACCUCAGGAGGAGGAAGGGGUACCAUAUCUCAGCACUAAGGAAAAUACUUUAUGAAGAUUUUCGGUUAUGGCUCUCAGAUAUUGCAGGUGUAAAACUGGAAAGCACAGUUGAUAUAUCUUGUGCUAAGUAUGAAUACACAGAUGUGUUGCUCUGUCAUGAUGAUGAAUUAGAAGGGCGGAGAAUUGCCUUCAUCUUGUAUCUUGUGCCUGAGUGGCAAGGAAGUGAUGGUGGCACCUUGGAUCUAUAUGAUGCCGAUGACCAUUACCAGCCUCGAGAGAUUGUCAAGUCAUUAACUCCAACAUGGAACACAUUAGUUUUCUUUGAAGUUUCUCCUGUCUCUCAUCAUCAGGUGUCCGAAGUGGUGGUAGAGGGCAAAUGCCGUCUUUCUAUCAGUGGCUGGUUCUACGGGCCAAUGUUGGAGAGGCCACCUCGUUACAUUGAAUGCCUUUCUCAAGUGCCACAUAUUGCGUGUGAUGAAGAAAUACUUUAUGAAUGGAUCAAUCCAAUUUACAUGGAUAUGUCAGCUCAAGCGAACAUCCAGGAGCAGUUUGAAGAAAAAUCUGAAAUUCUUCUAAAGAAUUUUUUCAAGAAAGAAAAAUUUCAGAUGGUAUGUGAGGCUAUAUCUAACCCAAAGAUUAAAUGGAAGAGAAGAGGACCAGCCAACAAAAGAUGCUAUGAUCAAGCAGAGGAAGAUGGCUUUCCUGACAUUCUUGCCAAAUGUAUGAAGCUCUUUUAUUCUGAGGCCAUGUUCCUGCUUCUGUCCAAUUUUACUGGCUUAAAGCUACAUUUCCUCGCAGCCUCAGAUAAUGAUGAAAAAGAUGAGCAAGAAGAUGACCUGGAGAUGUCUGAUGAAAAUGAGCAAGCAUGCUCUAGCACUGAAAAGGAUGAGAAAUCAGAUUCAACAUUACCUAAUGGCAAUGAUAGCAGAGGAGGCAGUGUACUUGAAACAACAGAAAAAACAAUGCCAACGGACAGUCCACAAAAGCCUGGUGUUCCUGUUUGCCGAGGAGAAUUAAGACGUUGGAAAAAUGGAUACUACACACUUAUCCAUGACACCAAUGUGGAAAACACAGAAUUUGCCCUCGACCUCUUGUUAAACUGCGGUUGUGAAGGCUGGGAUGAGGAAUUUGGUGGUGUCACUUCAUACAUUGCAAAAGGGGAAGAUGAAGAGUUACUUACUCUUUGUCCAGAAGACAACGCAUUGGCAUUGAUCUACCGAGAUAAAGAAACAUUGAAAUUUGUGAAACAUAUUAACCAGAAGAGCAUCAAUCAGUUUAACAAGAAUAAUGAGGGCUGUAGUUUCUGGGACAUUUCCUUUGUGUAUUAUGAGUGAUUUCACAUCUGCCUUCUCUGCCUAAAUCAUUGCAUCUGAUAUGGGAUAAAGCGCAAAAGUACUCAACACCAUGGUCUUCCUGAUAAAGCAGAUUUCUGAGGCAAUAUGUGCUGGGCCAUUCCAAGAUCAGACAUACUUGUCCCUGAUCAGUCCCUGAUCACAACUACAUUUUCGAUGGGCUGAAUGUUUGGUUUUCCAGAAGUUGAGUGAGGACUUAUUUGACCUGGGAAAAGGUACUGCAAGUCUCAUAGAAGUGAUUUAAAUCUUUUUCGAACAAAUGUGGUUUUUAUUCCUUAUUAAAAAUGUCUGAACAAAUGUGAAUUACGUUUCCCUUAAUUUAUCUUGCCUAACAUUGACUGCACUUUGCGGCUAACUAUGUUCAGUGAGUGUUCUGGGUUGAGAGACCCAUUGGUUUCAUACUUUUAAUAAAAUAAAUCUCGCAAUA